ACACUCGUGUCUCCUCCUGCAGUGUACCGGAUGAUGUUCCAACAGACCUACGCUGAGAUGAAGCAGCCGUCCGACGAGUGGAAGACCGUGAUUGGAGGCAUCUUCCUCUUCAUGGGCUUCACCGGCCUGGUGGUCUGGUGGCAGAGAGUCUACGUCUACCCUCCACGUCCGCGGACCUUCGAGGACGACUGGCAGGCCAAGCAGCUCCAGAGGAUCCUGGACAUGAGGAUCAACCCCAUCCAGGGAAUCUCUUCCCAGUGGGACUACGAGAAGAAGCAGUGGAAGUAAAGCUGGACUGUAUCUGAGGUAACCCAGAGUGUGGACCGUUCACCUCAGAACGCUGCUGCUCUUUACUCUAUGAAGCUAAAGUCAGAAUGAAUGUUGUGUUUUAACUCUUCAAACCAGUAGAAAGAUGGAACUGAUCCACCGCCGCCAGCAGCUCUGAGGACAUCUGUGUUACCUCCAGUCACCUGCAGCUCUUUGUCACACUGUGUCCGUCCUGUGUGACCAUAAAACAAUAAAGUUUUGCUGAUGUCUGUGUGCAGCUUGUUCAUUAAAAAGUAAAAGAUU
Molecule: messenger RNA, 570 nt
Organism: Stegastes partitus (bicolor damselfish)
Lineage: Eukaryota; Metazoa; Chordata; Actinopteri; Pomacentridae
Product: cytochrome c oxidase subunit 4 isoform 2, mitochondrial
Exons: 2
Biological process (GO): mitochondrial electron transport, cytochrome c to oxygen
Cellular component (GO): respiratory chain complex IV
Source: RefSeq, a predicted model, not a curated record